AUGCAAGAUGAUAACUCUCAAUCCAAUUCGCUGGCAAUUCGUCGGAUCGAGGUCGAUAAAGUCCGCCUGACAAAAUAUCCUUCGAGGAGUACCGAAAAAGUGAAUCCGAAACGGCAGAAUGCUGCAUUGCGACUGAGGGACAAGAAGUUUGUUUGGGUGAAUUUAAACGGCAAAAAGUCUGGCCAGGAGGACCAUAGUCCUCUGAAAUUUUACACUCAAGAAGAUGAAGGGGUUCCUCUUAAGGUUAGAGAUUCUGUUAGACGUGCAGAGAUAGCACUUCGGAGACAGGGCAGGUUCAUUACAAAAGAAGCAUUCGAGCAUGAUAUAAAAAUUAGGCUGUCGUCAAUGUUUUCCGUCGAAGGCGUCCCACGAUCAGAAGGGAAAUUGGAAGCCUGGCACCCGCCAGCUAUGAUCGAUACGGGUACUCACCAACUGUUUAACUCCCUGAAGGAGAAAGGUGUGGAGGGGUUUAAAGAAUUGUGGGAAGUAUAUGGAGAGCGCGCCAAAAGCCGACAAUGGCCUCUCAUCGCUCUCCAGAUAUUAAGCACUACUCCUGCUUUGAUGCCCGACUUUUUGAUUGCUACAGAUUCUGCACCAUAUCCACCCUUCUCGAUGGUAAGCGAUUGUAUGCUUUACCUUCAUUACUUCCACAAAGAAGUCGAUCCCCGUGCUCGCCGUGCUGCUCUUCUUCAGUGUAUGGAUCCGGAGAGAUGGCCAGUCAUUCUUCUACCACAGCGUGGUGUCAGAUUGUACGCGAUGAGUGCGGGUCAGCAGAAUGCCUAUAGGGCUAUGGAUAUCAUGCGGUCCCGAGACUCACAAAUUUCAGCUUACACGUUGCUUGCAUUCAUGAAUGUCUGUACGCAAGCUGGGGAUGUUACCAGAGCACUGGAGUGUCUUCGUGCGAUUGCUGCGAUAGAGGAUCGACAGGGACUUUCAAUGAAUUCGGAAGCUAUCCUUCGCCACUGCUGUAAGCUUCUUGAGUUGGAUGAAGUUGUGGAAGAAGAUGGCCUACGCAAUUUUAAGAUCCUUCCACAGGUUUUGAAACUAGGAGUGACUCCGUGCCUGGAAAUGAUGAAUGUGGUUCUUUCGAAUGCUUUCGACACGGGAGACCCGCAUCUUGGUCUCGACAUGCUGGAUUAUAUGAAAGGACAGGGCAUGGAAUUCAGUUCCUAUACCUACGUCAUUUUGCUCUCUGAUGCUGUGAAACGAAUGGAUCGUGAGCGGGUCGAUACUCUUCUACAGGAGAUCAACUUACGCCCAGAACUCAAAGACAACCAAUAUGUCGCUUCCAAGGUGUUCCAUAGUCACUACAUCUUCGGCGCCAAGCAUGCCUACCGAUCAGAUAAUCCCGGCAGACAUUUUACAGAUUUGAUGGAUGUCUACUGUCGCUACUUUGAUCCUACUCCCCUUCGAGAACUUGGAAUUAUUCCCCAACGAUUUAACACUGUGGAUAUUCCACGAGACACGCAACCCAGCAGGGUCAUAUUAAUGAUUAUGAUGGCAGCCUACCUACGAUGCAAUCCUCGAAACACAGCCACUAUACGUCUUUAUAAACGGUUCUGCGAACUGGUUGCUCAGAGACAUCCCGUUAUUACCCCACUGGUCGAACUUGCACAGGUAUAUAACGAGUUCAUAAUUUCUUUCCGUCCUUUUGGUGCGGACUUGAAGGAAUGUGUUUCGAUAGUGGAAGAUAUGGUUCAAUCAGAACCCUUCGAGCUUGGCGACAGGAUCAUCACACCAGCCAAGCCCAAUGCAUACACAUGGAACACAUUGAUGAGCGUCUUCGUCUCCCACCGUGACGUGGACGGUGUAGCAUCAGUUCGAGAAAUCAUGCGGCAAAGCGGCGUCCCACUCAACGCAGUAACAUGGAACGUGAUUAUCAACGGAACAGUCAGAAACCAAGAUAUCCCGGCUACAGUUGCCGCGAUGAGGGAAAUGGAUGAACAUGGAUUCUCCCCGGAUAACUUCACGGUGAAAGCGCUGCGUCUUGCUCGCGAUCCGGAGCGACUACAGGCUGCGAUUGAAGCCCUUGAUCAGGAAACGGAGAAGCUCAUGGAGGAGGAAAUGAAAUUAUUGGAACGGCAGAACGAAGAGCUGUUGGACCAGGGCCUCAAGCGUUUGGCUAUUGCUAUGAAGAAGCAUUAG
This is a messenger RNA of Talaromyces stipitatus ATCC 10500, 2145 nucleotides long. Its product is annotated as pentatricopeptide repeat protein. Bases 1 to 2145 code for a protein of 714 amino acids. The transcript has 2 exons. Gene Ontology annotation, molecular function: protein binding. Lineage: Eukaryota; Fungi; Ascomycota; Eurotiomycetes; Eurotiales; Trichocomaceae. The record is from RefSeq and is a predicted model, not a curated record.